GGAGUAGGUUAGCUCUGAGCCCAGGAGGGCACCUGGAGGCUUAUUCUGGGUAAAUGGUUGGUCUUCUUGAACCUCAAGAGACCUUACUUCUCAGAUCCCCUUUGCCAACGGGAACACCCUCCGACAUGACCCAGAUGCUGUUGCUCAUCUUUAUCAUGGUCCAUCCAGGGAGGUGUUUCUCCGGGUCUUCUCUCUGCCUGCCAGGAUCCUGUGCUCUCUGGGUGUUCCAGCCCCCUGAGAUUCAUACCCAGGAGGGCAACGCUGCCUUCUUGCCCUGCUCCUUCAAUGCCAGCCGAGGGAAGUUGGCCAUUGGCUCUGUCAUGUGGUACCGGGACAAGGUGGCCCCAGGGAAGGAAGUGAGGAAUGGGACCCCGGAGUUUAGGGGCCGCCUGGCCCCUCUUUCCCCUUCCCGUUUCCUCUGUGACCAUCAGGCCGAGCUGCACAUCUGGGAUACCCAAGACUGUGACUCUGGAAUCUACGUGUGCAGAGUGGAGGUGCUGGGCCUAGGUGUUGGGACAGGGAAUGGGACUCUGCUGGUGGUAGAGAAAGGACGUCCUCCGCUAGGGGCCAGCACCAUCCUCCUCCUUCGGGCUGGAUUCUAUGCCUUCAGCUUUAUCUGUGUGGCCAUGGGCAGCACCAUCUAUUACCAAGGCAAAUGCCACCGUCACUGAGAACACGCUGCCACUUCAUAGAUGCCUCUGAUGAGUGAUUCCAGACCCCAGGCAUCCAAUUCUCUUCAAGAGACCCCAAUAAAUUCUCAGCCCUGUCGCUACCUUC
Molecule: messenger RNA, 777 nt
Organism: Enhydra lutris kenyoni (northern sea otter)
Lineage: Eukaryota; Metazoa; Chordata; Mammalia; Carnivora; Mustelidae
Product: natural cytotoxicity triggering receptor 3
Exons: 5
Coding region: 54-671 (205 amino acids)
Biological process (GO): natural killer cell activation; immune response-activating cell surface receptor signaling pathway; positive regulation of natural killer cell mediated cytotoxicity
Source: RefSeq, a predicted model, not a curated record